Thamnophis sirtalis is the source of this 1453-nucleotide messenger RNA. NCBI's taxonomy places the organism in Eukaryota, Metazoa, Chordata, Lepidosauria, Squamata, Natricidae. The record is from RefSeq and is a predicted model, not a curated record.
AAAAGAAUAUGGUCCCAUUUUCCGUCUUCAAAUGGGAUGCCAGGAAAUGGUGGUGCUGACUGGCUAUGAGACAGUCAAAGAGGCUUUAGUCAACCAGGCAAAGGCAUUUGCAGAGAGAGCUGUUGUCCCCAUUUUUGAGGACUAUGCAAAGGGGUUUGGUGUUAUUUUUGCUCAUGGUGAGAACUGGAGACAGAUGCGGCAAUUUUCAAUAGCUGCAUUGCGGGAUUAUGGGAUGGGUAAGAGGAUUGUUGAAGACAAAAUCAGUGAAGAGUGCAGUGUCUUGAUAAAAACAUAUGCGACUUAUGAAGCAAUUUUGUCACUCGUACCACUUCUCCUGGCCAUCUGGGCAUCUGUAAACCAUGCCAAUGAAGAGGAAGAUGACUGGAUGAAAUGUUUUGAGGACCCUAACUAUGAGGAGCUGUUAAAUAUUGCCAGAAAUGGGCUGGAAAAGACUUCAAACCCAAAAAGAAUUGUGAUUGUUGGGGCAGGAAUAAGUGGACUCACUGCUGCCAAAUUACUGAAAGACGCUGGACAUCAGGUCAGCAUAAUUCAAAUUUUACACCAGAUGCAAAAUCUCAACAAAUUAAGAGAUUUAUUUGUAGAUGGCAUUUUUGUCUCCAUGUUUCUUGGCUUCCUCAACCUCUUCAGUUUUGAGGAAAUCACAGGUGGAUUUGACCAGCUGCCCAACAGCUUCUGUCAGGAAAUGUCCAAGAUAAUCUAUUUAAACAGCAGAGUGGAAAAGAUAAUUCGCUCCAGCAAGUACGUGAAGGUGUUUUUCCACAAGGACGAUGAAGAUGACUCAUCAUUUCUGAUUGCUGACUACGUCCUUGUCACAGCAACAGCAAAAGCCACACGACUCAUCAAAUUCCAGCCCCCUCUUUCCCUUUCAAAGGCUUAUGCUCUACGCUCAUUGCAUUAUACAAGUGCUACUAAAAUUGCUUUAGUUUGCAAAGACAAAUUUUGGGAGAGGGAAGGAAUCCGAGGUGGGGCGUCCCUCACUGACCUCCCAACACGAUUAGUCACCUAUCCCAGUCAUGACUUCCCUGGUGGCCUUGGGGUGCUCCUGGUCUCAUACACCCUGCAUGAUGAUGCUGACUUCUUUGCUCCUCUUAGUGAUGAUGAAUGUCUUGAUGUAGUUAUGGAUGACCUUUCAAAAAUCCACAACAUCUCCAAGUAUUAUCUUGAAAGUGUGUGCAACAGGCAUGUGAUUCAGAAAUGGGCCCUGGAUAAAUUCUCCAUGGGGGCCUUUACUUUUCCUACCCCAUACCAGUAUAACUUUUUUCUCAAGGCUUUGUUUCAGAAUGAAGGUAGGGUAUACUUUGCAGGAGAACAUACAACUUACCCUUUUGGUUGGAUUGACAGUUCAAUGAAAUCGGCUAUAAGAGCGGCAUGUAGCAUUCAUCUUAAUGCUCAUAAAUCUAUAUCCCAGGAUCUGAAGGACUCAGUCUGGUGA